AUGGCUGCCGCAAACCUAACAUCAACAUGCUCGCGAUCUCCCUCAGCACUAGCGCGCUACCCGCUGCUCGUCGCGCGCCCUCUCUCCCUCCUCCCUUUCGUCGCGCGCGGCCCAUACUGCCGUCGCGCGCGUCAUUCUUCCCGCUUCUGCCUGCCCCUCGUCCCUCACCCGCGCGUCCCUUCGCUCCCCUCGUCGCGCGCUACUACUGCGCCGCUGUCGCGUGCCUCCUCCCCCCCCCAUGCGCGCCUUUCUGCAUUCUGCUAUUCACCAUCACCAUUCCCUUUUACGAAAUUCGUCUCUUCACUCCCCUCAUCCUCCUCUCUCUCCCUUCAUUCCCUCUACAACCUUCCUCUUUCCUCCGCCUCCUAUCUCACCUCAGCUGCAGCAGCUGGCUGCUGCUUUCGCCUGGUGGCUGUGCCUCUCUCCACUCCUCUCCCCUCUAUCAAGACCCUUCGCCAUACAAUCUGCCCCUUCACCCUCCUCCUCCUCUCCUCUCUCCCUACUUUCCCCUCCCCAUCUUGCUCUCUCCUCCGCCUCUCUCCUCUCUCCCUCUGCCGCAGUUGGUUGCUGACCUUGUCUCGUUGUCGUGCUCCUUCUCACACUUUCCCUCCGCCUCUUAUUUCUCCCCUCAGCGGCGCAGCAGCAGACAACUCCGCCCUUAUUCCUCCGCCUCUUAUUUCUCCCCUCAGCGGCGCAGCAGCAGACUACUCCGCCCUUAUUCCUCCGCCUCUUAUUUCUCCCCUCAGCGGCGCAGCAGCAGACUACUCCGCCCUUAUUCCUCCGCCUCUUAUUUCUCCCCUCAGUGGCGCAGCAGCAGACUACUCCGCCCAUAUUCCUCCGCCUCUUAUUUCUCCCCUCAGCGGCGCAGCAGCAGACUGCCCCGCCCAUAUUCCUCCGCCUCUUAUGUCUUCCCUCAGCGGCGCAACAGCAGACUACACCGCCUUGUUCCUCCGCCUCUUAUUUCUCCCCUCAGCAGCGUAA
Molecule: messenger RNA, 981 nt
Organism: Closterium sp. NIES-65
Lineage: Eukaryota; Viridiplantae; Streptophyta; Zygnematophyceae; Desmidiales; Closteriaceae
Source: the annotation of a GenBank genome assembly